AUGGGGUGCUCUAAUUCUUGCUUUUGUCGCCACUUUCAGCGGCAUAAUCAACACAAUCAAGCUCUUAAUCAUCCGGUCCGUACCGUCAAGCCUUUAUUAGCUUCAUUUUCAGAACCCCUUUUCCAAUUUUCCGACGACGAUGAGAACUUCAGUGAUGACGAAACAGCGUCAUCCGCUUCUUUUGAAGACGAAGAAUACGAGUCAACGUCGUCGUCUGAUGAUGAAUUACCGGUUGAUGAAAAUUUUGGUGUAGCGGGUUCAAGCCUUUACAGUGAAAACCCAUCCCUAGGUGGUAAAUUUAAGCUCCGGCGGCGGUUUUCUUGGUCCACUUUGCCGCCGGGAAAAGCGUUCAAGGCCAGCACCGCGGGUGGUGUACAAACCCAAGUUGAUAGCAGCAGCAACUCUAUUAUUUUCAGUGCUCAUGACACCAGGGUGGGAAGUCAGACUCCGUCGAUAUACGCCAGCUGGCAGUCGCCGGUGACGGAGGUGGUGAGUAUGAAUUCCGGCGGAGUCGAGAAGGUGUACAUCAGAGAGACGGCGUCACAGGCGUUUUAA
Ilex paraguariensis (yerba mate) is the source of this 555-nucleotide messenger RNA. Lineage: Eukaryota; Viridiplantae; Streptophyta; Magnoliopsida; Aquifoliales; Aquifoliaceae. The record is from the annotation of a GenBank genome assembly.